GAAAACAUUAACUAUCUCAUUCGUCUUCUCUUCGGACUCUUCCUCCAUAGACUCUAAGAGAGAUGGCGACGGCGUCGUUUAGGUGGAUUCUGCAGCUUCACCGAGACGUACCCAAAGCGGCUCGAUUCUACGCGCAAGGUCUCGACUUCUCAGUCAAUGUCGUCACGUUACGCUGGGCCGAGCUCGAUUCUGGUCCUCUCAAGCUAGCUCUUAUGCAAUCUCCCAGCGAUCAUGUUGCUGAGAAGGGGAACUCAUCGCUUCUAUCGUUCACGGUCGCAGACAUUAAUACAACAGUGACCAAACUCAUGGCACUAGGAGCAGAACUAGAUGGCACAAUCAAGCAUGAGAUACAUGGAAAGGUCGCAGCUAUGAGAUGCCCUGAUGGUUACAUGUUAGGCCUUUAUGAGCCUGCAUAAGCAUAUGAAUAGAGGUCUAGCCUGCGAAGAAGCCAAUUCUGCAUAGUGUAGGAGAUUGUUGUGUGAACUUGGGGAUGCAAAACUCAUCUCUUGAUCAAUAAAGAGUUGUUUAUUGCUCUUAAGGUGUUAAUGUCACCUUCUCAUUCGCCUUCUUCGUGAGAUUUGGAUUUCAAUCACUAAUCCAAUAUGUUCCUUAAAAUGAUUAAAACAAAUUUUUCAUUCCAAAUUUCUACGAUAUCAUAUAAGAUGAUAUUUCAAUCUAUCGAUUAGAA
Messenger RNA from Thlaspi arvense, 688 nucleotides. The record is from the annotation of a GenBank genome assembly. Lineage: Eukaryota; Viridiplantae; Streptophyta; Magnoliopsida; Brassicales; Brassicaceae.